CUUCUUUCUUCCUUUAAACCACUUUAUGUAAUUAUGUUACCAUUCAAACAUCACCAACGUUUAAAUAGAGUAGUUCCUAUUGUAGUUUUAUUAUUUACUCUUACCGCUUUUCUCUUUCUUUAUCAACAUACCCAAGAACAACGUCGUCAAGAUGACAUACAAAGAGCUCAACAGGAACAGUUAGAACUUGCUCAGCAAAAAGAACAAAAAGAACUUGAAAAACAACGAUAUUUAGAAUGGAUAGAUCAACAAAGAACUGUACACGAACCAAUUUUAAAUGAUACAAAGAAAAUAGAUCAAUUUGAUAGAUUGAUAAAAACACAUGAUAUUGCUAUACCUUCUCCGUUACCACCUUGGACAGGUACUAUCUUAUCAAAAAAAAAAAAAAUUGUUUUAUUCCUUUUCUCUGACUCUAUAAAAAAAAACAUUAUUCCUUUUAAUUUUUCUACUAUACCAGAUGCUGAUGAGCAAUUACUGCAAAUGAGUCUUGGAGCAAGCAUACGAGCUGAUUUAUUAACAACACAUGAAAUCAAAGUAGAUUUUAGACAAAUCACCAGUCAACAGAGAGUAUAUAAAUCUCUCUAUCAAUAUUUCGAUACCCUGCUGGCAGCACAAACAGAUGUACUCUCUGAUGAGAAAUAUAAAGCAUCAUGGGAUCUUUUUAUAUCGUUAGAAAAACAACUUUAUCCAUGGAUUCAUCCUUAUUGGGAAAAUGUAUUUGCUAUCAACUCUGUAAAAAAUAACACUACUACUGCAAGUGAUCGAGGCAUUGUGAUGUGUGUUGGUGAUUCACAAUUCCAUUUUGCCAUCAGAACCAUUCAAGCUAUUCGUACUAUUCUUCAAUGUGAUCUCCCUAUUGAAAUCUUUGCCAUUGAUGAUGAUGAUCUGUCACCGGCCAAACGUGCUACUUUGACUGAACUCUUCAAGGAUGUAUCGGUGUAUAACAUUGCAGAUAGGAUCAAUGAAGAAGGGACUGAUUUUGUUGGCUGGGCCUUGAAACCUUUUGCCGCACUGGCCAGUAGUUUUCAACAAGUGAUCUUGAUGGAUGCCGAUGUUUAUUUCUUCCAAUCACCCACCACUCUGUUUGAUGAUCCAGGUUAUAAAGCAACGGGUACUUUAUUCUUUUAUGAUCGCACUCUUUUUGGUGACUGGACAGUGGGUCGCCAUUGGCUUGAUUCUUUCUUACCAUCCACGAGCUCCCUUGUUCCUCAUCUACGUUGGUGGAAUUAUUUAUCUGCUCAUGAACAAGAAUCUGGCGUUGUGGUCAUUGACAAAAAGCGAUCCUUAUUGGGACUUUUGGCUACGUGUAAAAUGAAUGCCAAACGAGAACGACAAAUUUCUUAUGAUCAUGCACAUGGUGACAAGGAGACAUUCUGGAUUGGUUAUGAAAUGGUACAAACACCAUACGCAUUUGUCAAAUCGCAUGGAGGUGUUCUUGGAGGAUUAGGAGAUGGUGGCGAUCCAUCUCGUGUUUGCGGUAAUAUCUUACAUCUGGAUGCAUAUCAAAAGCCUUAUUGGUGGAAUGGAGGUCUUUUGCGAGAUAAAAACAAAUGGCCAGAUCGAUAUAUGAAGUUUACUCAUUAUGCACAAGGAGAGGAUUGGGAUUUUGAUACAUCUUGUAUCAAGGAAACCGAUCAGAUUCAUGAAUUUAAUAACAAGGAAAAAGGAAUCGCUAAAUUGUUUAUGAAAGCAGAUGAAGAAAUGAAAGAAUUCGAUCUCAUAGACUAAUAUCCAAAUAAUAAUAAUAAUAAUAAAAU
Molecule: messenger RNA, 1757 nt
Organism: Halteromyces radiatus
Lineage: Eukaryota; Fungi; Mucoromycota; Mucoromycetes; Mucorales; Cunninghamellaceae
Product: mannosyltransferase putative-domain-containing protein
Exons: 3
Coding region: 34-1728 (564 amino acids)
Biological process (GO): protein O-linked glycosylation
Cellular component (GO): Golgi apparatus
Molecular function (GO): alpha-1,3-mannosyltransferase activity
Source: RefSeq, a predicted model, not a curated record